UGUUGGAGGCACUUGAGUCUGUGGGUGGGGUGUGUACUGAGGGCCGAGGCUAACGGAGUCCUGCGCUCCGCAGACUAAAGGCCAAUUUCAUCACCCAUCUCCUGCCCACUCUUCUGCCGGCUGCCCCAAACACCAGUUGCCAUGCAUCAUAGUCAGAGUCAGUGCCCCAAGCCUGAAGGAGGCUUUCAGGCCCAAAGAGAGCAACAGGGCCUAGUGGGUACACAGGUUCCUGUAGCUGAGAAGGAGGCAGCUGCCUCCUCUGCCUCUCCUGUAGUCCAAGGCACCCCUGAGGUGGUUCCUGCUGCUGGGAUACCAAGUGCUCCCCAGAGUUCUCAGAGCGCCCACUCCUCUUCCUUGGCUGUCAAAGCCACUCUGCCUAGCAAACCAAAAAGCUCCAGCAGCCUAGAGGGUCCAGGUGCCUUACAGGUCCCUCCACAACCUGAGUUCGUGCUCAGUGAUGUGCUAGACAAGAAGGUGGCUGAAUUGGUGCAGUUCCUGAGCAUCAAGUAUGUAACCAAGGAGCCCAUCACACAGACGGAAAUGCUGAAGCUUAUCACCAAGGAGCACGAGAUCCACUUCCCUCUGAUCUUCCAGAAAGUCUGCGAGUGCAUGGAGGUGGUCUUUGGCAUUGAAGUGAAGGAAGUGGAUGCCACCAGCCACUCCUACGUGCUUGUCAAGAUCCUAGAGCUCACCUACGAUGGGGUGCUGUGUGGUGGCUCGAGCAUGCCCAAGACGGGCCUCCUGAGUCUCAUCCUGGGUGUGAUCUUCAUGGAAGGCAACCGUGCCCCUGAGGAGAAGAUCUGGAAAGCGCUGAAUACGAUCGGGGUAUAUUCUGGGAAGAAAGAUUUCAUCUAUGGGGAGCCCAGGAAGCUCAUCACCAAAGAUCUGGUGCAGGAAAAGUACCUGGAGUACCAGCAGGUGCCUCACAGCGAUCCUCCACGCUACGAAUUCCUGUGGGGUCCCCGGGCCCACGCUGAAACCAGCAAGAUGAAAGUCCUGCAGUUUUUUGCCAAGAUCACUGGGACUGACCCCACAGCCUUCCCAUCGCGGUACAAGGAGGCGCUGAGAGAUGAGGAAGAGCGAGCCCAGGCCCGGAUCGCCACUGCGGGGGAGACCGCUACCGCGGCCGGCGGCGUGUCCAGCACCUUCUCCUGCCCUGAUGACCCGGAGCCUGAGGAAGAGUCUUCACUCUCUGCUUGAAGAGGGCAGGCGGGGUUCUGGGUGGUGGAGGCCUGCCUUGUAGUCUUUAUCUCUUGUUCUUCCUUUGGUGUUUUCAAAUGUUCUUCCUCCAGAAAGGUUGGCCGGCUUCAGCAUGUAGCUUCUGUGCGGCGUGGGUCAGGGAGGAAAAGCAAGAGCAGGAAUUCUGCUCUUCUGUAGCAAGUCGGGAAACCUUCCCUCUUUGGGGAUGCGGAGCAGGAUAACUUAGCCAUGGAAUAAGAAUUUUUUAGAAAUGUUAAGGAGCCUGAGAGAUGGGACCCAGAAACAGGGAAAAAUGUCAGAGAUGGUCCAUCCUGGGAUUCCUGUAUCCCAUUUAGUCUGCUGUUUUGUAAAGUUAAAAAUACACGCCUGAGGGGCAAGCGCCGUGGGGAGCUGGUCCAGUGGACUGUGCCGGAGGGUGAUGGGCACCAUGUGGUAACCUACAUGGGAAAAGGUGUGACCCGCACCCCUAAGUCAUACGGUGUUAUAAACAAA
This is a messenger RNA of Talpa occidentalis (Iberian mole), 1692 nucleotides long. RefSeq names its product putative MAGE domain-containing protein MAGEA13P. Gene Ontology annotation, cellular component: nucleus. The coding region runs from base 142 to 1200 and encodes 352 amino acids. Gene Ontology annotation, biological process: negative regulation of transcription by RNA polymerase II. Lineage: Eukaryota; Metazoa; Chordata; Mammalia; Eulipotyphla; Talpidae. The transcript has 2 exons. The record is from RefSeq and is a predicted model, not a curated record.